AUGUCGGUCACCACCCAGCGUCGUCGGCGCAGCGACAUCCCGGCCACGCGCGUCAUCUCGCCCAGUCCCACGCCGUCUGAGCGCCAAGAGUCAUCAACCUCGGCCUCGGCUUCGUACAGUGGUCCGAUGACGCGAGCGGCACGGAAGCGGCUGUCGACGCCGCAACCGGUCAAGGAGGAGGCGACGCCGAGGAGGGCCAGCGGAAGCAGUGCCAAGACGGACAGCGCCGAGAAUGGGCGACGACGGACCCGGAGUCGCAGUCCGAUCAUCACGCGACGGGCAGACACAGAGGCCGUGGACAACGAGGCCACACCAAAGAAGAAGACGGCCAAGACGGCCAAGACGGCCAAAAAAGCCAAGCCGGCCCUGGAGCCAGUGCAGACCGACGGCCACCUGCAGCCGCCCGGACAGGAAAACAACGGGACGGUGGGCGGCUGGAGCUGGCGGGACUUUAGCCGCAGUCCGAGUCCACUGGGCCUGAUCCCGAUCCACCGGCACUGGCGGUCGUUUGUGCACCGGCACGAGGUGCCGCGCAAGGCGCUGCACGUGUCGAUCGGACUGCUGGUCGCCUGGCUGUACGCGUCGGGCACACAGACCCGCACCGUCUGUCCGUUCCUGAUGGGCGCCCUGGUGCCGAUUGCGAGCGUCGAUGUGCUGCGGCACCGCUGGCCGGCCGCCAACCGGCUCUACGUCCGGCUGCUGGGCGCGCUCAUGCGCGAGAGCGAGUUUUCCGGCUACAACGGCGUGAUCUGGUACCUGCUGGGCGCCUGGGCCGUGCUGUAUGCCCUGCCCAAGGACGUCGCCGUCGUGAGCGUCAUGCUGCUGAGCUGGUGCGACACCGCCGCCAGCACCUUUGGCCGUCUCUGGGGCAGCUACACGCCGCGGCUCCGACGCGGAAAGUCGCUUGCUGGCUCGACUGCUGCUUUUGCUGUCGGCAUCGCCACCGCCGCCUGGUUCUGGGGCUGGCUCGUCCCCCAUGUCGGACCCAUGCCCGGCGACGACGGCUUUCAGUUCCGCGGCCAUCUCGGACUCCCCCCUGUGGCCGCCGCGUUUCUCGGCCUCGGCGAGGCCGCCACCACCCGCGUCUCCGGCCGGCUCGCCCUUGCCAUUGUCAGCGUCUGGUCCGGCUUCGUCGCCGCUGCCAGCGAGGUUGUCGACCUCUUCGGCUGGGACGACAACCUCACCAUUCCCGUGCUCAGCGGCGCCGGCAUCUGGGCUUUCUUGCGCGUGUUUGGAUAG
This is a messenger RNA of Grosmannia clavigera kw1407, 1239 nucleotides long. RefSeq names its product phosphatidate cytidylyltransferase. Gene Ontology annotation, molecular function: ATP-dependent diacylglycerol kinase activity. The record is from RefSeq and is a predicted model, not a curated record. The transcript has a single exon. NCBI's taxonomy places the organism in Eukaryota, Fungi, Ascomycota, Sordariomycetes, Ophiostomatales, Ophiostomataceae. Gene Ontology annotation, biological process: phosphatidic acid biosynthetic process. Bases 1 to 1239 code for a protein of 412 amino acids. Gene Ontology annotation, cellular component: endoplasmic reticulum membrane.